CAUAUUUGUCAAAAUAUCAAAAGCAAGGUUCAUAAAAAUUCCAGAAUUCUCAUUCUUUGACCAUCUUUGGCAACCAAGUAACCAACUAAUAACAAAAUACACUGGGAUUGAAACUACGUGUUUGCUACGAGUGUUACUUGUUAGUAAUGUCAGUAAUUUUCUAUAUUCUACCCCCUAACAAGUCAAUUAAUAGUAAAAAAAAAAGUUUUUGGUGAUAAUAUAAGACAUUGUAAAAGUAAUAUAAUAUCAAUAGAAAUUAGCUGAAUUUAUUUGGGCUUAUAAUAAAACACUUGAUCUGUGGACACUGGCCUCAAAUUAUUUGAUCAAUAUUGAAUCUUAAGUCAUCCAGGCAUGAAUAACAUAGAAACUACAUCAGAUGAUGUAGAAGAAAUAUUAGUUUAUGCUGAAUUUGAAGACAGUGUCAAUUUAGAAAAAUAUAAUAAUAUUCAUGUAUUAGGCAUUGACACCAAAAAUCCAAUUUUUCAACUAGAUGACACCUUUUUUACUGGUACUAUAGAAAAUCCAUUAGGCACAUAUAUGUUCUUUGAAGAUGAUCCUUCGCCUCAUUGUGCGGAUCCUUUAUUUGACAAGUUACCUGAAAAAAAUUUAAAAUACUUGUGUAAAACAAGAAAGCUCAUAUCUGUAGAACAUGCAUAUGUGACACAUAAAGAAGGAAAAGCAGAAACGGACCACCCAGUUGAAGCAACAGAUUCUUCUAUGAAUGAUGAAAUAAAACCAGCUGAUUUUAAGACUAUUCAAGAAGCAAUAGAAAAAUUUAAAAAAGAAUGGGCGUCUAAUUCAAGUCAAUAAUUCAGUAUGAUUUGUUUUCUUUAAUUUAUUAAAAUUUUAUAAAUGUUUAUAAAAUAUACACAGAUAAACUAUUGUAAUCAAGAAUUACAAAAUUUAACUUUUAUGUUACAUAAUGAAGUAGACAAGAAAUCAAAAACUAGU
Molecule: messenger RNA, 951 nt
Organism: Vanessa atalanta (red admiral)
Lineage: Eukaryota; Metazoa; Arthropoda; Insecta; Lepidoptera; Nymphalidae
Product: general transcription factor 3C polypeptide 6
Exons: 4
Coding region: 352-810 (152 amino acids)
Biological process (GO): transcription by RNA polymerase III
Cellular component (GO): transcription factor TFIIIC complex
Source: RefSeq, a predicted model, not a curated record